This is a messenger RNA of Phoenix dactylifera (date palm), 1536 nucleotides long. RefSeq names its product septum site-determining protein minD homolog, chloroplastic. Gene Ontology annotation, cellular component: cytosol; cytoplasmic side of plasma membrane. Gene Ontology annotation, molecular function: ATP hydrolysis activity; ATP binding. Lineage: Eukaryota; Viridiplantae; Streptophyta; Magnoliopsida; Arecales; Arecaceae. Gene Ontology annotation, biological process: negative regulation of cell division. The record is from RefSeq and is a predicted model, not a curated record.
AUAAUUUCGGCUCGCGUCUCGACCCCCCAAUUUCCAAAAGCCAGUUCAUUUCUCGCUUUUCUCUCCCUCAAGCGGCAUGGCGAUCGACUCCUUUUUCCUCCGCCUCUAAGCCUCCCCCUCCCCUCUUUCUCUUCGCGACCACCACCUCGAAACCUCACCUCCAUGGCUUCUCUCUCCCACGCCCUCUCCUCGCCUCAAUACAUUCUCCCUCCUCCUGCUCUCAUCCGCCGCCAAGCCCUAGCCCCCCGCCGCCAUCUCCGCCGCCGGGCCCCAGCUGCCGCCAUCUCCGCCGCGAUCCAGUGGAACCGCAAGCCACAGCUAGCCGGCGAGACACCCCGCGUGGUGGUAGUCACCUCCGGAAAGGGCGGCGUCGGCAAGACCACCACCACCGCCAACGUCGGCCUCUCCCUUGCCCGCUUCGGCUUCGCCGUUGUCGCCGUCGACGCCGACGCCGGCCUCCGCAACCUCGACCUCCUCCUCGGACUCGAGAACCGCGUCAACUACACCGCCGUCGAGGUCCUCAACGGCGACUGCCGCCUCGACCAGGCCCUCGUCCGCGACCGCCGCUGCCCCUCCCUCGAGCUCCUCUGCAUCUCCAAGCCCCGCUCCAAGCUCCCCCUCGGCUUCGGCGCCAAGGCCCUCACUUGGGUCGUCGACGCCCUCCGCUCCCGCCCCUCCGGCCCACCCCAUUUCGUCCUCAUCGACUGCCCCGCCGGCAUCGACGCGGGGUUCAUCACUGCCAUUGCCCCCGCCAACGAGGCCGUGCUCGUGACCACCCCCGACAUCACUGCUCUUCGUGACGCCGACCGGGUGACUGGCCUUCUUGAGUGCGACGGCAUUCGGGACAUCAAGAUGAUCGUCAACCGGGUCCGCACUGAUCUUAUAAGGGGGGAGGACAUGAUGUCGGUGCUUGACGUGCAGGAAAUGCUCGGUCUUGCGCUGCUUGGGGUUAUUCCAGAGGACUCAGAGGUGAUUAAAAGCACGAAUCGAGGAUAUCCUCUUGUCCUCAACAAGCCGCCGACAAUAGCGGGGCUGGCAUUUGAGCAGGCUGCAUGGAGGCUGGUGGAGCAGGACACCAUGACUGCGGUCAUGGUCGAGGAGGAGCCCAGGAAAAAAGGCUUCUUUUCCUUCUUUGGAGGGUAAAAAGUGUGAGGAUUUCAAAGUCUCUAUCAUUUGGGAGCAUAGGAUUCUGGUUCGGGGUUGAUUUGAUGCAAGCCAAAAGACAGUCGGAUUGCCGAUGAAGUGAGGGAGCAUGAUGGUGUACAGUUAGGAGGUAUGAUGACUGUUUGUCUUGUUCAUAUUUUUGUGAUCCGAGGUGGUCUGAUUCUUUGUUUGAAAUCUAAACUGGGUUCAUGUUUUGUCCUAAAGUUUUAAUGCCAAUAGUCUUGUGGCCUUUGUUUGUUGUUAGGCAUUUUGGUGGUUCAUCAUAAUGUAGCGUAUAUGAGAUGAUUGAAAUGUAUGGAAAGAUAGUUUUCUUCCCCUAGUUUAUUGAAUUUAUGUAUUACUUUUAUUCUAAAGUGAAGCGUACUUAAUCUC